This is a messenger RNA of Notothenia coriiceps (black rockcod), 1698 nucleotides long. RefSeq names its product nucleolar protein 4-like b (gene nol4lb). The record is from RefSeq and is a predicted model, not a curated record. The coding region runs from base 145 to 1692 and encodes 515 amino acids. The transcript has 8 exons. Lineage: Eukaryota; Metazoa; Chordata; Actinopteri; Perciformes; Nototheniidae.
AUGAAUAAACAAUUAAACCAAACAGCGACAGCAAGAAAACACAAGAUUGUGGAAAAAACGCGGGUGCUGGUGGUCGACUUUAAUGUUUGAAAUCUUGCACAAGUGAAGGAUGACAGUUCACUGAGCAGCGAGGAGGAGGCAGAGAUGAGCGAGCCCACAUGGUUAGCAGCUGAUCUGGGAGCAGCGUCUGACCUGAGCCCGGCCAGCCGAGGGGAGAGGAUGCGCCACAGUCCGCAGAACACACACAGCAAGGAGGACGACGAGGAUUCCUCGUCAGAGAGCGGCAGUGGGAGCGGGCUGCCGGCUCUGACCCCCCCCUCCUCCGCUGCUACGGACGCUGCUAUAGUCAGGGAGACCGGGGUCGUCAAUGGCAACGGCGGCCCCGGCCCGCUGGACUUCAGCACGCCUACGUCCUCCUCCUCAUCGUCUGAGGACCAGCAGCCCAUGAACCUGAGCGACCCCCCCCCUCAGCGCCUGUCCUCCUCUCACUUGCCCGUCACCGUGUCGGCGGCGGCGGCGGCGCUGCUCGGCGCUCUGCACCCCGAGGAGCUCCGCAGGAAGUACCCGCUGGCUCCCAAACCCUCGCUGACCCCACACGCUGCCCUGCCUCUGCCACACACACACACACCUCACACACAUAAUGCACACACUCCCAACACACACUCGCAGUCCCACUCACAAACUGCCGAGCUGCGACUGGAACGAGACGGCAGGGAUUACGGGGGCAAGUCCCCUCAGUACAGUUCUGGCGGCAGCUACGACAGUGUGAAGAUGGAGUUGGGAGCCGAGGAUCUGACCACAGGACGCCAGGUCGGCCCCGACGACGACGACGACGAUCAUGACGACCAUGACGACAACGACAAAAUCAACGAAGCAGAGGGAGUCGAUCCCGAGAGACUAAAGGCCUUCAAUAUGUUUGUGCGUCUGUUUGUGGACGAGAACUUGGAUCGAAUGGUUCCCAUCUCCAAACAGCCCAAGGAGAAGAUCCAGGCCAUCAUCGAGUCGUGCAGCAGACAGUUCCCAGAGUUCCAGGAGCGCGCCCGCAAGCGCAUCCGCACCUACCUCAAAUCCUGCCGACGCAUGAAGAAGAGCGGCAUGGAGACCCGCCCCACUCCGCCUCACCUCACCUCGGCCAUGGCUGAGAACAUCCUGGCUGCUGCCUGCGAAAGUGAAACACGCAACGCCGCCAAGAGGAUGCGCCUCGACACCUAUCACGACGAGCCCGUCUCCCUGGACAAAGCGUCCGGUGGGGGGGGGGGUCUGCGGGAGCCGGCGUCCCUCGCUCACUCGGCCUACUCCCUGGCCGCCUCCGCCUUCUCCUCCCAGGACUCCCAGCUCUACAUCAACGGGGCCGGCCUCAGCUACGGUUACCGUGGAUACCCGGGCCUGGGCGCUGCCAUGCAACACCCCGUUUCCCAGACGACCGGAGCUGCUAGUCAGAGCAACGGUCCCACAGACCUCAGCAUGAAGUCUCUGUCCUCCGCCAACAUCAGUAACUCCUCCUCUGCCUCCACCAACAACAGCCUGGGUGGGCGGGGCAGCGGGGGUGGAGGAGGGGGCGGGGCUUCCACCCAGCUCAGCCAACCAGAGAUCACUGCCGUGCGUCAGCUGAUCGCCGGCUACCGGGAGUCGGCCGCCUUCCUGCUCCGCUCGGCCGACGAGCUGGAGAACCUCAUCCUGCAGCAGAACUGAUUCGGG